UCGCAGGAUCACGAGGACAACGAUGCUCGAACAUACAAAGCAGCAGGUAAACAAGUCUGGUCGAGCUGCUGUAGUGAUGCUCAGUAACGGCGAUUUCAAAGCGUUUCGCACAUUGCAGGAUGACGGGGGUUUCAUAACCAAGACGCAAAGCAACAGUGCUCUUCAGUCGCAAGGUGCGUGUACGCGCUCACAAAUGGGACAUUUUGGAGCACAGCUGAGAGCUUCAAAACUGCGUCUGUACACUUCAUAGUGCUUAAUGCGAUGGGACCCAUCCUGCAGGAACGAACUGCGUCUGCGACACUGAGGAAGGUGCCAGGCAAGGAGAAGGUUAGAAUGAAAAAUGCAGAAAACACUGGAAUUGUUGCCAGCAAUAAUAAGAGAGGAGGAAAUGUGAAUCAGAAUAAGAAACCUCUUAAAAAAACAGUGCCCUUGCAUCCAGGGCAAGAGAAGGAUCCUCUGCCCAAAGCCGAAAUUGUCCAAAAUGGCAUUAAACCAAAGAAAGCUAAGAGUCCGACUGGUGGCACUUGCAAGUUGCGUGGCACACAGGGUGAAUCAGACCUGCGGCCUCCACGUCCCAAACUGUCUUGUCCGGAGCGCGGACAGGAGAGGCAGAAAAUCCAACUGGAGCCUCAGUGCUGUAAAGAGAUGCUACAGAGCCACGUGGCCUUGGAGAAGAGCCGUCGUGCUCUAUCGCUGCCCUUGGCUCCUCAGCCAAUGCUGCAGCAGUUCCCCUCGCAGAAACAACUCCCAGACCUGGACUCACUCCACUUCCUGGAGCACAAGGAGGACGACAUGGACAGCGCCAGUGACCUGUCCGACUCUGAGAGGCUCCCUGUGCUGCCUUCCCCCUGCACUCCUCCUCAGCUCAACCUUCGAGCCGAAGUAAUCAACUCCAUGGACCUGCAUCCCCACAUACCUGGACCCAGGACAGUGGAGAACAAUGAAGUCAGCUAUAGCUACCCAGACUUCCUGCCACCUCCGUUCAAUACUUGGAGCCUGAGGCAGCUCGCCAUCUUCCUCAACACGGAGGGUAAGCGAGCUCCCCGGCCGAAACCCGUAGGGCAGCUAGAGAAGUAUUUAGAGCGCCUCCUCCAGCUGGAGUGGCACCAGAUCCAAACCAUUCAGGCUGAGAGCGGACGGCACAUUGUGCCCAUCAUCCGAACAAGAGGUCAGUCUGCCAGUGUUCUAGCAAACGGCAACCGGCCAAGGCCUCAUACUGCUCCUCCAACACGCCUCAGCUCCCCAAAAAGCUUUCGGCAGGGUCAGCAGGCCUUCUUCUCUUCAGUGGCCAGCCCAUCGUACACCCAGCUUUUUCGUCCUGUCUGCCCCCACUGCCACAUCCGCUAUCCACUCUGCAAUGGCACUUGCUCUUUGUACGCCUACCAGCGGCAUUCCCGUCUCAGCCCCCUGCUAGAGCGCAAAGCUCCCCCUACCAACACCCAAAAGAGGAGCAGCAGCGAAAGCCGGGCUUCCACCUCCGAAAACCGUGCUACUUUGAAAAACCAGCUCCCAGUCAGUCCUCAGGCAGCAAAGGCUCAUCAGAAGCACAUGCAAGCCGUGGGAAAUGUGCGCAGGGCGUCUCAUGAACUUAACACAAAUGACAAAUCCCAUUCUUCUGUCAGGAAAGGAAAGACUGGAAGGUCAAAUGAGGCAGACAAACAAAAAGAUCCACCUGGAGGAAAAUGUGGAGGGGUUGAUAGGCGGGAUCCUGUCGGUAUGAAACGCGAAGGUGGUGGUCCUGGGAAAAAAAUGUUUAAGGAUGGUCCAAGAGCCGAAACGGCUGAAGUACGACUAAGAUCUGGCAUUAAAAGAAUGGUCACUGAUGGCUGCGAUGCAAAGGUAACGUCAGCUACCAAGACUCCUGGCAAAAUAAAAAAUUCUCAAUACGCCAAGUAGUUAGUGCACCUUUCACGCAAUUUUCAGUAGCCUCAAAAACAUUUACAUUUUGCAUACUGUAAAGAAGAGCUA
Molecule: messenger RNA, 1968 nt
Organism: Sinocyclocheilus rhinocerous
Lineage: Eukaryota; Metazoa; Chordata; Actinopteri; Cypriniformes; Cyprinidae
Exons: 5
Coding region: 262-1896 (544 amino acids)
Source: RefSeq, a predicted model, not a curated record